AUGCAAAAAAUGAGAUAUAAUCGCAAAUUGGAAGCAGCCAUCCAGAAUUAUACUUCAAGCUGUGACCUUCUGGACGAAAUUGAGGAUAUGCCCACGUAUGCUAUUCUGGACAAAAAAUUUAUCGACAGCCACAUUCGGCAGACCGAAACACAUCAAGAUCAUCUUGAGGUAUACGAAUAUCAUAUUGAGAUUCUCUUGGGACCGGAUCGUACUGUGACUCAUAUUCUGCAUCCAUUGGCUACACAGGUCGGUUGCGCAUUGAUGGCUUCACCAUGUAAAUGGCCGAGAGGUCAUGAGGAAUGGCCGACAAUCGGCAAAAUUCAAACCAUCUGCCUUGUCGGAGAAGUGUAA
Messenger RNA from Caenorhabditis remanei, 351 nucleotides. RefSeq lists its product as uncharacterized. The record is from RefSeq and is a predicted model, not a curated record. The transcript is spliced from 2 exons. NCBI's taxonomy places the organism in Eukaryota, Metazoa, Nematoda, Chromadorea, Rhabditida, Rhabditidae. Bases 1 to 351 code for a protein of 116 amino acids.